Molecule: messenger RNA, 2813 nt
Organism: Oncorhynchus mykiss (rainbow trout)
Lineage: Eukaryota; Metazoa; Chordata; Actinopteri; Salmoniformes; Salmonidae
Product: B-cell linker protein
Biological process (GO): intracellular signal transduction; cell surface receptor protein tyrosine kinase signaling pathway
Source: RefSeq, a predicted model, not a curated record
AACCCUUAUUGAAAAAUGUUCCUGACUGCCCAACAGACUGAGCCUGUAUAUUGCACAGGAAAAGCAUCAGGCAGGCGUUUCAACAGUGGCUUUGGAUGAUGUUUUUUUUGUGUAUUUUAGCAACCUCUGUGUAUUUCCAUCUCUUGGACAAUUGACAAAUGUCAGUAAAGGCUCCCCUCUCUGUUUACUGUGCUGGCUGGUCAGAGUAUUGUCACAGCAGGGGCAAUAUUUAUCUUUCUAAUCUGCCAUGUUGUGUGGUGGGAAUGUUAUUGUGUAAAUCCAAAUUACACUGAAAACAGAAUUGUCUUCAUGACCAAACUCGAGCAGUGGAAAGGAGAAGUGCUUGCUCUUGCAGAGGUAUUAUUAUUUUCCCACAGCUAUGAUGACAUUUUAGGCAGGCAGCCAGUGCCAGUGAGUUCAUUCACAACGCAAACAUUGAGCUGGACAGUGGCUAGACGCAGCAGGUCGCCUCUCGGGUCAAUUUACUCAUUAAGAUAUGGAUACACUGAACAAGUUCACAGCUCCUGCAAGUGCAACACUUCGCCAGCUUCAGAAGAUGGUCCAGGAUAUGAAGAAGACUGAUGGCAGCAUCCUAAACAGGCUGAGAAGAUUUCAAAACAAGUCAUCUCCAAAACUACCCGUAAAAGACUAUCACGGUAAUGACGUGGAGGAAGAACAGUGGUCUGAAAAAGAGUUUGACAGUGACACUUAUGAGUUCCCUCAAGAGGAGAAGGAUGACAGCUAUGAGCCUCCUCCCUGUCAGAGAGUCUUCCCCUCCACUUCGUCUGCCUCCUUUCCCAGGGGGGAAUACAUAGACAGCUGCCGCAACAGGCCGGGAAGCCCCUCCCCCAGGAAGCCCGUCUGGCCUCCAAAGACCACCAAACCGUCACCAUCACUGCCCCCUAAACCCAACCAGCAGGACUAUGAUGAAGAAGACUACGUCAACCCAGAAAGUGACGAUGAAGACAACUAUAUAAACCCCACAGAGGAAUCACCUGCUAACCGUCUGAUGCAUGGAAGAGGCAAACCAAUAACGAGCAGUCCUUCAAUGUCCAAGACUGUGCCAGAGCGCUCAAAUAGCCCAGAUGUGUAUGAAGUCCCUGACAUGGAGGAAAACUCUCCUCCCACAGUGAGCAGACCUUCCCCACUCCUCAGAGUCCCUAGACAGAGUUUGCCCCCUAGAGCCAGCCCAAGAAUGCACAUGAAGAGUUGUCAUCCAAUCCCAGUCCAGGAGCCCAUAGAUGAUGCUGAAUAUGAAGCCUGCAAUCCAGAAUUAACUGGCAGUUCAGCGUCUGGGCAAAAGCCCCUGCCUGCACUUCCCAAACCAAUGCCCAGAGAGACGAAGCCAUUGAAGCCAUAUUUUAGACCGAGGCCAGAUAUUGCAUCCGGGGGAAAUGAAGGCACAGCACUGGCCACGAGGCACAUUAACCAGAAACUCACGGCCACACCCCAGCCCUCUGAAUACAAGUGUGCCAAGAUUCCUCUGCCACAGUUGUUUACAUCUCACAAACCUGAUAGAGGAACUGUACCCACAGAUGAAAAAAGGUUAACAGAUGCUGAAGAGGGGACAGAUGUCUUGAAGAAACCCUGGUAUGCCAGCACCUGUGACCGUAAGACAGCUGAGGAUGCCUUGGUUCGCUCAAAUAAGGAUGGAUCCUUCCUCAUAAGGAAGAGCUCUGGUCAGGACACACAGCAGCCAUACACUUUAGUGGUGUUUUACAACAGUAGAGUCUACAACAUCCCAGUGCGCUACAUCCAAGCAUCGCAGCGAUACGCACUCGGGAGGGAGAAGAAAGGAGAGGAGCGUUUCACCAGUGUUUCCCACAUCAUUGAGAACCAUCAGAGGAACCCCUUGGUACUGAUUGACAGCCAGAGUAACUCCAAGGACUCUACCAAACUGUGCUAUGCUGUGAAUCCUUAGGCCUCACUAGAUCCUAACUAGUCCUAUGGAUCAUCAGGGAUUUAAGGUUCGGACUUGGGAGUCACAUUCCAAAUCAGUGCGUCUAGUGUAAGACCUGUGUGCAAGUCAUCAGGCAAUUUGAUGCUGCUCUCAGUUUGAAAUUACUGACCAUCUGUUCAGGGUUUGUGACAAACAGUUGGAUUAGUCUAGUCACAUUCACCCAGUCAUGGCUAUCCAAGCAAGACCAGAAUGAAAUUGACUUACUGUAAUGUGCUAGUCUCUCUAGACAGACGGGUUGCUUUUGGCAAUGUACCAAUGCUCCAGCUUAACACGUCUGUACGUCAUAUAACGUCAGAUGGACAUAGAAGAACUACAUCACUGCCUUCUCUCCCUGCCAACAUCCCCCGGCCACAAAAUAGAAGCUAUCAAGAUGAAGAUCACAGAGGUUAUUUUUAAUGAGUGCAUUUGGUAAUUGGCUAGAUUGCAUCAACUACCUUCACUAAAACCACUGCAAAGGUUUUGCCUGCAAACUUUGAAUCGUGGUUUGAUGGGAGAGGUGCCUGUCUGAAGAGGACCCUCCUGGAACAAUUUUUUUCCCUCUUUUCGAAAUGUACUAAGUCAGUCCGUCAUGAUUACCGGACCCUAGUCAAUGCUGUUGCCUAGGGUCAUGUUUCCGGGACUGGUACUGUGCCAAUUAAGUAAAAUAGUUCAUGUGUGUACAUUUUCAAACGUGUGUUUGCAUUCUAUGGGGUCUUUUCUACCAACCAAACAUAGCCCCUUAAAUAGUGGCAUUAUGUAUUCUUAAAGAAUAAAAUAUUGUAGAAAUAUUAUAAAUAGAAAGUAACUACAGUAUGUGUGAAUGGUGUAUGAUGCUGGAAAGCAACACCAAUAGAUAAAAAAAAUAUCUGCAGCA